This is a messenger RNA of Alternaria arborescens, 1395 nucleotides long. RefSeq lists its product as hypothetical. The transcript is spliced from 3 exons. NCBI's taxonomy places the organism in Eukaryota, Fungi, Ascomycota, Dothideomycetes, Pleosporales, Pleosporaceae. Bases 1 to 1395 code for a protein of 464 amino acids. The record is from RefSeq and is a predicted model, not a curated record.
AUGGGCUGGAUUCGUAGCGCCAAAAGGACGUCUCUCAUAUACGCAGUCUCCAGUGUCGCAUUGCCGCUUACUAUACUCGCAUUCUUCCUAUGGCGUACCUUCGUUAGUAGCAAGAACACAACUGCAACCCCGCUCGAUAUCAGUCGGUGGAGGUCUCAAAUAGAGACACCAAAGCCGAAGAUCUUCCCUUGCCAGACGACGCAUGCUCGUAUCUUCCCGAAACGCCAUGGCUUCGCAUACUCGUACCUCCAGUGUGGAUUUCCCAUCAUCUCGAGCGGAACGAAGUACAACGGAGUAGAGUUUCCGAGUGGAGAAGAUCGAACUUUGGGUAGAUGGUGGCUACGUGUCAGAGCGGAGGACUAUCUGGAGCGAGGCGGUGGCGCUUUUGGUUUCUACUGGAAGCUGAGGACGUACCUGAGAGCCCAACAUGUCGAAGAUUCCGAAUGGGAAUAUGCCUACUUGGUGACGGCACCACGCUUCUUCGGCUACGCAUUCAACCCAGUCUCGUUCUGGUAUGUCUACGAUCGCGAGCAUGAGCUCAAGAAGAUGAUACUUGAAGUCAACAACACGUUCGGCGAAAGGCGCAUGUACCUGCUUGACGGAUCAAGCCCUUCCAGCCCGCCACGCACAUCAGACUCUGAGCAGAUGUCUGGCUCGGAGGGACAGGAAUCGCAAGUACCUGUCGAAGCGAAGUCCAAGUUUACCGAUGUGUGGAUGAAAGACUUCCAUGUCUCGCCGUUUAACUCUAGGAAGGGUUCGUAUGCGUUGAAGGCACAAAACCCUUUUCCGUGUGUGGAUUACGGGAACCCUAUGAUCGAUAAUACUAUCACACUCAAGUCCUCCAAGGAUCAUGGGAAGCUUGUAGCACGCCUUUACUCCACCGGAAAGGCUAUCGAUACUGAACAGUUGGGCCUCUUCGGAACUAUGCGGUUCAUUCUAAGCUGGUGGUGGGUAGGGUUCGUUACGUUCCCGCGUAUUAUCAGAGAAGCUUUCAAGAUCUUCUUCAAGAGAAAACUGCAUGUGUGGUUCCGACCAGAGGUCCUGACGUCGAGCGUUGGCCGACUACCCACAUCCGCUGAGAUCACACUUUAUAAAGUGUUCAGGAACUACCUGCAUCGGCUCGUAGAAGAAGCGGAAGUAGAUUUCAACAUCACGUUCCAAGCCUCGAUUCCCAAUGUUCCCACCAAUAUGGUUUGCCCGACACAUGUACCCGGUCGAAUUCGGCCCAAGAAGAACAUGGAGAUCCGCGUGCUUACACCAGCAUUCUACUCACGGCUCAUUCACUACACGUACACUUCCGAGGCCAUCGAUCCUUCUACCUCUGCUGCUUUCAGAGCGCUCGUCGAUACGCCUCGAAGAGAAGGACACGCCGCCAACGAGAAGGGGCCAUCUUGA